UUUUCCAGUCGGUGAGACACGUCCUGAACCACCUUAAAAUCAGGACUCUGCACCUCACCCGGUGGAAAAUCCCUGUCUGUUCAUCGACAGAGCGAUACAACAGAUAAAACUGCACAGAGUCUGCUGGCGAUUGCCAUCGAUCAGGAUGAUCUGGGGCCUGUGCUUGCUUUGUGUGGCAAUGGGGCUCAGACCCGUCCACACGGCCCCCAUCAAGAAGCCAGGCUGGACAGAGGACGUCAACGUGCUCAUGUACGGCGUGAUUCAGUUUGGAGAGUCCCUCAGCUACGUGUUGGAAACUACAGAGGCCAAGAUGGCUGAGAUCGGGCGAACUCUGAAUGGCCACAAGGGUGCUCUGAGGAGGCUGGGGGAGCACACGAGGCAGGCGGCUGAGGUGAACAAACAGAUCAAGGGAAUGAUAGAGCUGCUGCAGGAACAGAUGUCCAAGCAUCAAGCUCAUACCAUGAUGACAAAAAGUCAGCUGGCCCGCAUUGAGCGGGAAGAGACGGGGCUUCAGACGAAAGUGAAAAGGCUGGAGGCAUAUGUCAACAACACGUUCCCCACCGGCAUCAAAGAGCUGCAGGAGAGAGCUGUCUUGAACGCCAGCAUCUUGAAAGGUCUUCAACAUUUGACGCAGUUUCAAAAACAUAAAAUUGAGAACCACAACGAGCAGAUCUCCACACUACAGAGGAUGAGUGAAGCUUUGUGAAGUAACCAACAAAACAAGUUGGCCGGGACUACCUACAUUGUCAGCACUGGACCCUCACAGCACUCCCUUUCACCUGUGCAAUGCUUAACAUAGCACACUAUACUGUUUUGGGGUUUGUUUUAUGUUUGUUGUUGCAACAUACACCUGUUUCUCACGCAACACUGCAGUAUGUAUGUUAUUUGUUCUGAGCCUUAUAAGCAUCGUUUUUUGACAUUUUAAUUAUAAAAUCUUAUUUUAUUAUGGCACAGCAUGUAAGAGUAUCUUGUCAUUUAGGAAUUUUGUGGUAUGUACAGUACAUAUUGUACAAAAUUCUGUGGUCUUUCCUUGGCAGACAAAGACAAAUGAAUAAAUAAAUAUAU
Molecule: messenger RNA, 1065 nt
Organism: Dunckerocampus dactyliophorus (ringed pipefish)
Lineage: Eukaryota; Metazoa; Chordata; Actinopteri; Syngnathiformes; Syngnathidae
Gene: angptl8
Product: angiopoietin like 8
Exons: 4
Coding region: 146-706 (186 amino acids)
Biological process (GO): regulation of lipid metabolic process; triglyceride homeostasis
Source: RefSeq, a predicted model, not a curated record